AUGCCCCGCCAAAGGCAACCCGCUCGAUUCUCGAGCGAAGCACCCUCCGAUACCUCGACCUCGACGUCUCCAGACCGCACCGCAGACGAUGACACCGACUUCUUCACAGCGCAAGCGAACGACUCGCAGUCCUCGGUCGGUGUCGCGACUCGAGACACGCACAUCCAGAAUCCCACGCCCAUGUACCUCCCUCCGAUCGGACGCCUCCCACCGGAGAUCCUCAUCGCCAUAUUCGCAAAGCUGAGCUCGCCAUCCGACAUGUUGAGUUGCAUGCAGAGCAUCACGGCGUCGGUGGGCCAGCCGAACAGCUUCUUCCCAUACUCGCAGCUUAUCAGGAGAUUGAACCUCUCCGCUUUGACGGAUGGCGUUAGUGAUGGUACCGUCGUUCCCUUUGCUCAGUGCAACCGGAUCGAGCGUCUCACCCUGACCAACUGCUCUAAGCUCACGGAUAAAGGCGUGUCGGACUUGGUGGAAGGAAAUAGGCAUCUGCAAGCUCUGGAUGUCUCGGAAUUGCGGCAUCUUACGGAUCACACACUGCAGACGGUAGCUAGGAAUUGUUCGCGCCUUCAGGGUCUCAACAUCACUGGAUGUGUUAAUGUAACAGACGACUCCCUAAUCACCGUGUCUCGAAAUUGUCGACAGAUCAAGAGGCUGAAAUUGAACGGGGUCACGCAAGUGACUGACAAGGCCAUCUUGUCGUUUGCCCAGAAUUGCCCAGCCAUCUUGGAGAUUGACCUUCACGACUGCAAACUUGUCACCAACCCUUCGGUGACCUCCCUCAUGACUACGCUUCAGAACCUGCGCGAGUUGCGACUCGCGCAUUGCUCUGAAAUCGACGACUCUGCCUUCUUGGAGCUCCCCCGACACCUGUCGAUGGACAGCCUCCGCAUCCUGGACCUGACGUCAUGUGAGAGCGUCCGGGAUGAUGCAGUCGAGCGUAUCGUCGCCUCAGCUCCUCGCCUCCGGAACUUAGUGCUCGCCAAGUGUCGGUUUAUCACCGAUCGCGCGGUCUGGGCAAUUUGUAAGCUCGGAAAGAACCUCCACUACGUCCAUCUAGGCCACUGCUCCAACAUCACCGAUACUGCUGUGAUCCAAAUGGUCAAGUCUUGCAAUCGAAUCAGAUAUAUUGACCUGGCCUGCUGCACCCGGUUGACGGACGCAAGUGUUCAACAGCUAGCUACGCUGCCCAAGCUACGGAGGAUCGGCUUGGUCAAGUGCCAAUCCAUUACUGAUAAUAGCAUACUCGCCUUGGCAGGAUCCAAGGCUGCGCACCAUUCAGGAGGCGUCAGUAGCUUGGAGCGGGUGCAUCUGAGUUACUGCGUUCGUCUAACAAUUGAAGGGAUCCACUCUCUACUCAAUAGUUGCCCGCGACUGACGCAUCUGAGUCUUACCGGCGUCCAGGCAUUCCUGCGGGAGGAGCUGACCGUCUUCUGUCGCGAGGCACCUCCCGAGUUCACGCACCAACAACGGGACGUAUUCUGCGUGUUCAGCGGGGAGGGGGUCAAUCGGCUGCGCGACUUCUUGAACCGCAUCAUUCCACCUCCGCCGCCGACGCGGGACAUGACCGAGGCUACGAUGUAUGACGAUGACGAAGAGCUUGACGAAGAGGAAAACCAGGUGACGGGCUUGAUGCAUGCGACGGCGGCGACGGCUAUUCACGAUGACGACUAUAUUGACAUUGGACAUACCCAUGCUAUGGGAUGGCGUAGCGACCAUCAGCAUGGACGGCGUAAGGUAGUAGUAAUACAACGUCACCGUCCCCACUACUGCGAAAUCCCCCCCCCCACCGCCUUCAGCACUGGCGCCAUUCCCCUCCGCAUCGCCCGCUGCUAUCUACCUCUAAGAAGCUCGGCUCAGCUCAGCUCAGCUCAGCGCAACGCACCCCGACAUCCGAUGGCUCCUCUCAGGCUAUCGCGAGCCAAUCCCUUGGCCUUCACCCGGUGGCCCGUCACCCUCAUCACCACCGUUGUCUAUCUCGCCUUUGUCAUACCUCUUCUUAUCGUCCACCAUGUCGUCCCGUCUCCUCCGAACUCUAACCCCAAUGGCCUGGACAUCGCCCAAGCCUGGGCCGACCUGCAAGUCCUAACCGACGGCUUCCAUCCCUAUAACUCCCAUCGGAACGAUGACGUUCACGACUGGCUGUUGCGCCGCAUCCAUGAGAUCCUCGACGCCGCCCCCUCGGCCGACGAGUACCGAUCCGUCGAUGAGGAGAAGCCCGAUGCCUUCGUGUUCGAUGAUACGCGCUCGAACCUCACCUUCGUGGGCAACUCCCUCUCAAGCUCCAACACCGCGGUGUACUUCGAGGGCACAAAUAUUCUUGUCUAUGUCCGUGGCUGGGAGGAUGACGAGGAGCGCUGGUGGGAGGAACCCAACGGAGCACCCACGGGCAAGGGAGGAGUGCUGGUCAAUGCACACUACGAUAGUGUAUCGACGGGAUACGGUGCCACCGAUGAUGGUGUCGGCGUCGUGACUUGUCUGCAGCUGAUCAAGUAUUUUAUGACUCCCGGUCAUGCGCCGCGGAAGGGAUUGGUCGUGCUCUUCAAUAAUGGCGAGGAGGACUAUCUGAACGGUGCGCGCGCGUACGGCCAGCAUCCUAUCGCCAAGUUCCCGCAUACUUUUGUGAAUCUGGAGGGUGCUGGCGCGGGGGGUCGUGCAAUUCUAUUUCGCAGCUCCGAUACCGAGGUUACUCGGCCGUAUAUGAGGUCGAAGUAUCCGCUUGGGUCUGUGUUGGCCGCUGAUGGGUUUGCUACGGGGGUUAUUGGCAGUCAGACGGACUACGUGGUGUUUGAGGGAGAUUUGGGUCUGCGUGGGCUGGAUGUCGCCUUUAUGGAGCCGAGGGCCAGGUAUCACACCGACCAGGAUGACUCGAGACAUACCAGCAAGAACUCCCUAUGGCACAUGCUGUCCGCUGCGGUUGCGACCACGGAGGGUCUUGUUUCGGACUCGAGUGAUCAGUUUGAUGGAGCGCCGAAGGAUGAUGCGAAGGUGCCCAGCGGAUCUGGCUCCCGGGCUGUGUGGUUCGAUCUGUUCGGAACUACAUUCGUCGUCUUCCAACUGCAUACGCUGUUUGCACUAUCGGUGACGCUACUCGUCGUAGCACCGCUUACUCUGCUCGGGACUGGUAUUGCGCUCACCCGUGCCGACAAGAUGUAUCUAUUUAGGACAUCAGCCAAGGUAGAGGAUAGCAUUGAGACGGUUCCGCUGCAAGGCCUUCGGGGCUUCUUCCGGUUCCCGUUCCUCUUUGCGAUUCCCACGGCUGUCACCGUUGGUCUGGCAUAUUUGGUGACCAAGGUCAACCCGCUUAUCAUCCACAGCAGCGAAUACGCCGUCUGGAGCAUGAUGCUGUCGGCAUGGACCUUCCUGGCCUGGUUCGUCUCGCGCGUGGCCGACUUUGCUCGUCCCUCGGCACUGCACCGAGUCUACACGCUGACCUGGAUGUUCGUGCUGGCCUGGGUCCUCCUCGUCAUCUCCACCGUCUACGAGAACAAAUGGGGCCUCGCCGGCGGUUACUCCGUCUUCUUUUUCUUCUCCGGCACCUUCGUCGCCACUUGGAUUUCCUAUCUGGAGCUCUUCGCCCUCCCUCGCAAGUCGGAGUACGCGAGCCAGUUCCAACCCACGUCGCGCCGAGCCAGCAGCUACGGGGGCAGUCGCCUCGGCACUGCCUCGGGCGAAGACCAUGACGAAGAGGACCAUGACGCCGAGGAGGAAGAGGAAGAGCCCACCGAAUCGACCUCUCUCCUCGGGGGUGGCCAGCGCACGACCUUCGCCAACUACGUCCGCGUCUCCGGCGACAACCGCGACUCGGACACCGACGAGCAUCACCAUCCGGAUGUCUACCGGCACGAGCAACGCUGGAGCGCCUCACUCCCGAAAUGGACUUGGACGCUGCAGUUCCUCCUCAUUGCCCCCCUGGUGCUCAUCAUGGUCGGUCCUCUAGCCCUCCUCCUGACCAGUGCGCUUCACCAAACCGGCCAAGACGGCGGCUCCUCCCUGUUCAUCUACGUCGCCAUCGCUGCCCUCACCACGCUGCUCUUGACCCCCCUCCUCCCUUUUGUCCACCGGCACACCUACCACAUCCCCGUUUUCCUUCUUCUCAUCUUCCUCGGCACCUUGAUCUACAAUCUCGUCGCCUUCCCUGUCUCCCCCACCCACCGCCUGAAACUCUACUUCAUCCAGGAACUCAACCUCGAGACCGGCGUCACCACCGUCUCCCUCUCCGGCGCCGCACCCUACGUCCGUGAUGCCGCAUCCACCCUCCCCAGCGCCGCCAACCAGAACAUCACCUGCAUCGACCACGUCGUGCGCGGUACCAGAUGCUCCUGGCCGGCGCUCGCCCCGCGCGUUGUCCCCGACACCCCCAUCUCCGACUGGCUGGACUUCACCAUCUCCAACCCUUCUAAAAACGCAGACGACACCGAAAAACCCAACCACGCCCGCAUCACCCUCUCCGGCCGUAACACCCGCGCCUGCAAGAUCCUCUUCGACUCGCCCGUCUCCACCUUCAGCGUCCUCGGCUCCGCCACCGACCCCCGAUUCCCAAUCUCCUCUCCCCUCGGCACCAAAGAAAUCCGCCUCUGGAGUCGCACCUGGGAGAACGAGUGGGUAGUCGAUGUUUCCUGGACUGGAAAUUCCACCUCCACAUCCACACCUAUAACCAACGAAGAAGAAAAAGCCCUCACCGGCCGCGUCGUCUGUCUCUGGAGCGACGCCAACACAGCAGGUCUCAUCCCGGCCCUAGACGAAGUGAAACAGUACGCCCCGGCCUGGGUAGCUGUAACUAAGGGUGCGGAUGGAUUGGUCGAAGGAUCAAAGGGGUUCAGCAUUAAGUAUUAAGCAUUGAGCAUUAAACCUUGAGAGCUGUUUGUCUGUUUAUUUGUUUUGUAUGAUUUUUAUGUGUCCGCCACUCUCUAACAUCAGUCCUUCAUUUAUUGCUGUUUUUUUUGUUAGCUGCUGGCUGGCUCCUAGUUCGAGUCGUUGAUUGAUGCGUUUAUGUGUUGUGAUGAGAUGCGAUGAGACGAGAUUUUAAACUAUCCUAUCCUAUCCUAUCCUAUCCCGGUUUAUCCUAUCCUGGGAUAUGUUAUAUCGUGCUAUGCUUUGCUAUUCUAUCCUAUACAAUGCCGGAUUCUCUAUCCGCAUUAUCUUACCUACCUAUCUACCUGCCUUCUACCUUUCUACUAAGAUACUACUGUCUGUCCCUACCUAUCACUACUCACUCCACUACUACACAACUCCACCACAACCCAGAUAUACAAUCACCAUCCCUAUGCAAGACACAAG
Molecule: messenger RNA, 5277 nt
Organism: Aspergillus sclerotioniger CBS 115572
Lineage: Eukaryota; Fungi; Ascomycota; Eurotiomycetes; Eurotiales; Aspergillaceae
Exons: 7
Coding region: 1-4833 (1610 amino acids)
Biological process (GO): proteolysis
Molecular function (GO): metalloexopeptidase activity
Source: RefSeq, a predicted model, not a curated record